AUGAGGGAUGUCUGUGAGAGCAAGAACCUCUUUGUGGAAACAGGCGACCCUCCGCUGUUCCCCGCCAACUCACAGACACCUCCUGAGAUGUUCUUAUUAAGUUACUGGACCCUAUACGCAGCCUUUCUCGCCCUGUUCUGCUACCCAGGGUCUGGUGAGAAGGCAUUCGAGGUAUACAUCUGGACAGAGAAGGUGGUGGUCCAGCCUAGUGGGUCCUUGAAAGUCAACUGUAGCACCAAUUGUGCCCAGCCAGACACAGGUGGUCUGGAGACCAACUCACCCAAGACUCUAGAGGACUAUCGGCUCCAGUGGAAGCAAUACUUGAUCUACAACAUCUCUGAGGACAUUGUCCUCUAUUGCCACUUCACCUGCUCUGGGGAACAGCAAUCCAAGAGGUCCAGCAUCAGCGUGUACCAGCCUCCAAAGCAGGUGAUGUUGAAGUUGCAGCCCACCUGGGUGGCAAUGGGUAAAUCCUUCACCAUUGAGUGCAGGGUACCCACUGUGGCACCCCUUGAGAGCCUCACCCUUACCCUGCUCCGUGGCAAGGAGGCCCUGCACAACCAGACCUUCAAGAGGGCAGUACCUUCCCCCCAAGAGGCCAUAGCUACACUGAAUGUUACAGCCCACAGAGAGGACGCCCAUUACAAUUUCUCAUGCCAGGCGGAGCUGGACCUACGCUCUCUCGGUGGGGACAUUAUUCGCAGAACCUCAGAACCCCAGGUGCUGCAGGUCUAUGAGCCCAUACAGGACAACCAGAUGCUCAUCAUCAUCACAGUCAUGUGUGUGCUUCUGUUCCUCUUCGUCAUGUCUGUCCUGCUCUGCUUUUUCUUCGGCCAGCACUGGCACCAGAACAGGACAGGCGCCUACGGGGUACGAGCAGCCUGGCGGAGGCUGCCCCGGGCCUACCGGGCACAGCAGGCAUGA
Chrysochloris asiatica (Cape golden mole) is the source of this 924-nucleotide messenger RNA. It is a transcript of the gene ICAM2, whose product is annotated as intercellular adhesion molecule 2. Lineage: Eukaryota; Metazoa; Chordata; Mammalia; Afrosoricida; Chrysochloridae. The transcript is spliced from 5 exons. Gene Ontology annotation, molecular function: integrin binding. The record is from RefSeq and is a predicted model, not a curated record. Gene Ontology annotation, cellular component: membrane. Gene Ontology annotation, biological process: cell-cell adhesion. The coding region runs from base 1 to 924 and encodes 307 amino acids.